Messenger RNA from Sphaeramia orbicularis (orbiculate cardinalfish), 5451 nucleotides. RefSeq names its product zinc finger, SWIM-type containing 6 (gene zswim6). The record is from RefSeq and is a predicted model, not a curated record. Gene Ontology annotation, cellular component: Cul2-RING ubiquitin ligase complex. The transcript is spliced from 14 exons. Lineage: Eukaryota; Metazoa; Chordata; Actinopteri; Kurtiformes; Apogonidae. Bases 374 to 3772 code for a protein of 1132 amino acids. Gene Ontology annotation, molecular function: zinc ion binding.
GGCCAGACAAAGCCGCCCGCCUGUCCCUGUGUGUAAUGUGCGUUAACGCCCUCCAGUGAAGCCCCAGCCCAGGAGGAGAGACAGGCGUUAUUAAAACGACCUCCUUUUCAGAGCUUUUUAUUCUCCUCUCACAAAGGAUUAGCGGCCGUGCGGGAAUUCCGCCCUCCGGUCCUCAUUGAGCUCCAGAGCCGGACAGGCCCCGCCCCCCUCUCAUUUGUCAACAAAGGGGUUUGACAAGCGCGCGGAAGCCCAGCCCCCAUGUUUCCUUAAAAGGAUGUUUUGGCCAACAGUCAGACCGAGGCUAACCUUUCCCUUCCCCAUCCCCUUCAUAUGGUGCGUUGACUUCCUCCGUCGGCGUUAAAGCAGAGCGAUCAUGGCGGAGCGCGUACAGCAGCCCCCGGCCAAGCGGCUCUGCUGUAGACCGGGCUACAGUGCAACAUGUAGACCAGGCCAGCGGGCCGCGGGGGCGCCGUGUGGCGGCUCUGCUGCCGCGCAGGGCGAAUCUAGCAAAACCCAGAGCCCGGAGACCCUCCUGGACAUCGCGGCGAGGAAAGUCGCGGAGAAGUGGCCGUUCCAGCGGGUGGAGGAGCGCUUCGAGCGGAUCCCGGAGCCCGUCCAGAGACGGAUCGUCUACUGGUCUUUCCCGAGGAGCGAACGGGAGAUCUGCAUGUACUCGUCGUUCAACACCGGCGGGGAGGAUAUGGGAAGUAGCGGGGAGAACGGCGACGAGACGCGGCUGCCUUUCCGACGGGGCAUCGCUCUGCUGGAGAGCGGCUGCGUGGACAACGUACUGCAAGUGGGGUUUCACCUCAGUGGCACAGUAAGAGAACCGGCCACAUCCUCAGAGCCGGAGCUGGUCUGCAAUGUGAGUGUCAGCUUUGACCGCUGCAAAAUCACAGCAGUAACAUGCAGCUGCGGCAACAAGGAUAUCUUCUACUGCGCUCAUGUUGUGGCGCUGUCGUUGUACCGGGUACGGAAGCCGGAGCUGGUCAAACUGCGCCUGCCCAUUUCAGAGACUCUAUUCCAGAUGAACAGAGACCAGCUACAGAAGUUUGUUCAGUACCUGAUCACAGUCCAUCACACAGAGGUGCUCCCAACAGCGCAGAAACUUGCCGAUGAAAUACUGUCGCAGAACUCUGAGAUCAACCAGGUCCACGGAGCUCCAGAUCCGACGGCAGGGGCCAGCGUGGACGAUGAGAACUGCUGGCAUCUGGAUGAGGAACAAGUUCAGGAACAGGUCAAGCUCUUUCUCUCCCAGGGCGGGUACCAUGGCUCGGGGAAGCAGCUCAACUUACUGUUCAGCAAGGUGAGAGAGAUGCUGAAGAUGAGGGACUCCAAUGGAGCUCGUAUGUUAACGCUGAUCACAGAGCAGUUCAUGGGUGACCCCAGACUGGCACUGUGGAGGCAACAGGGGACCACCAUGACUGACAAGUACAGACAGUUAUGGGAUGAACUAGGGGCCCUGUGGAUGUGCAUCGUGCUGAACCCCCACUGUAAACCUGAGCAGAAGAGUUUCUGGCUUCGACAGCUUCGCAGGUGGAACAGUGUGGACGUCUGCCCCUUGGAGGAUGGUAACCAUGGCAGCGAGCUGACCAAUCUGACCAAUGCUCUGCCCCAGGGCCCCCCUGGCAAUCCAGAUUCAUUGACUCGGCCUCACCGGACAGUGUUCACAAGGGCCAUCGAGGCCUGUGACCUGCACUGGCAAGACCCCCACCUGCAGCACAUCAUCACUGAAGACCACUACACCAACUACUGUUACCAUGACAACCUCAACAGCUCCCUCUUUGACGCCCGAGGGUGGCCCCUGUGGCAUGAGCAUGUUCCAACGGCGUGCGCACGAGUAGACGCCCUGCGAUCACAUGGUUACCCCAAGGAAGCACUCAGGCUGGCCAUUGCAAUAGUCAACACUCUGCGGAGGCAACAGCAGAAACAGCUGGAGUUUUUCCGCACUCACAAAAAAGAGCUGCUCCAUAAAGGCGUCACAUCAGUCACCAACCUGGAGGGGUGGGUGGGCCAUCCUCUGGACCCCAUUGGUACACUGUUCAGCACCCUCAUAGAGACGGGACGAGGCGGUGAAGAGAGUUCCGCAGCCCUACAUGACUUCCCAGGAUCACUGGGUUCAGGCAGAAGGUCGGAGCAUCAUGUUUUCUCAGUGCACCGCUUUUUAGAAGAAGGCGAGACAUUUGUGUCACUGGCUGUAGAGACGGCUCUGAUUGGCUUAGGGCAGCAGAGGGUGAUGCCAGAUGGACUUUACGCCCAAGAGAAAGUGUGUCGUAACGAAGAGCAGCUAUUGGCCAGGCUUCAGGAAGUGGAGUUAGAUGAAACGCUAGUGAAGAUCUUCCGGAAGCAAGCUGUUAUUUUGCUAGAGGCUGGUCCUUACAGUGGCCUGGGGGAGUUACUGUACAGAGAAAGCGUCCCCAUGCACACUUUUGCCAAGUAUCUCUUCACGUCGCUGCUACCUCACGAUGCCGACCUGGCGUACAAAAUUGCACUGAGGGCCAUGAGGUUGCCGGUCCUAGAGUCCAUGGGCCCCUCCGGUGACCUGUCCAGGCCCCACCACAUAGUGUCAGUGGUGUCCAACCGCUACCCUCGCUGGUUCACUCUCAGCCACAUAGAGUCCCAACAGUGUGAACUGGCCUCCACCAUGCUCACUGCUGCUAAAGGUGAUGCUCGUAAGCUAGAAACAGUAUUAGAAUCUAUCCAGAAGAACAUCCACUCCUCAUCCCAUAUCUUCAAACUGGCCCAGGAUGCCUUUAAAAUUGCCACGCUCAUGGACACUCUGCCAGACAUCACACUGCUCAAAGUUUCCCUGGAGCUUGGCCUUCAGGUGAUGAGAAUGACGCUGUCCACCUUGAACUGGCGGAGGAGAGAGAUGGUGCGGUGGCUAGUAACGUGUGCUACGGAAGUUGGUGUUUUUGCAUUGGACAGCAUCAUGCAGAACUGGUUCACGCUCUUCACACCUACAGAGGCCACCAGCGUUGUUGCAAGCACAGUCAUGUCCAACAGCACCAUUGUCCGUCUUCAUUUGGACUGCCAUCAGCAGGAGAACUUGGCCAACUCUGCUCGGACCCUGGCCCUGCAGUGUGCCAUGAAGGACCCCCAAAACUGUGCCCUCUCAGCUCUGACGCUCUGCGAGAAGGACCACAUUGCCUUCGAGACAGCCUAUCAGAUUGUACUGGAUGCAGCCGCCACAGGAAUGAAUUACACACAGCUGUUUACAAUAGCACGUUACAUGGAGCACCGUGGUUAUCCUAUGAGGGCGUACAAACUAGCAACGUUAGCCUUGACUCACCUCAACCUCAGCUAUAACCAAGACACACACCCGGCGAUCAACGAUGUCCUCUGGGCAUGCGCUCUAAGUCACUCACUGGGGAAAAAUGAACUAGCAGCUGUUAUUCCCCUGGUGGUGAAGAGCGUUAAAUGUGCCACUGUCCUUUCAGACAUUUUGCGGCGAUGCACGUUGACGACACCAGGGAUGGUGGCACUGCAUAGCCGAAGAAACUCUGGGAAGCUGAUGUCUCUGGACAAGGCUCCGCUCAGGCAGCUACUGGACGCCACGAUUGGGGCUUACAUUAACACGACGCACUCACGGCUGACUCACAUCAGCCCAAGGCACUAUAGUGAGUUCAUCGAGUUCCUAAGUAAAGCCAGAGAGACAUUUCUCAUGGCACAUGACGGACACAUCCAGUUCACACAAUUCAUAGACAACCUGAAACAGAUAUACAAGGGCAAGAAGAAACUCAUGAUGCUUGUUCGGGAGAGAUUUGGUUAAAAGAGCAUCAACAACCAAAUCAGCUUUACUUGAGUCUUCUUUUUUAUCCUUUGUAACUUGAAGUAAAAACAUAUGAAGCCCCAAAGUGUUACAUGUUAAAUAAUCAAGACAUGAUGAGACAACAUAAAAUAUAUCAAUGACAGAACUGUGUAAAUAUAGAAACGGUAAUUUGCUAAAUAAUGAAAACCAUUAUUAAAACUCACACCAUUAAUAUAAAGUAGUUUUUUAUUAUAUUCAUUUUAAAUAAAACAGUUUUUUUAUUUUAUUAGUUACUGCAUUUAUCUUUUAUUUCAUGUAUUUUUUCCUAACAGGCUACAGUAGCUCAUGCAAGAUCAACACAGGAAAAGAAUUUGGAUUUCAGUAUUUCUUGAAAAUAAACUGAUAAAUAUGAUUUAAAAAAAAAAAAAAAAAAAAGCUACAGCUCUGCAUUUAUCACUUAAUUGCUGUUGUUAACAUUUAUUUUUCACAACCAGCCUAGUUUGUUAGCUAACAAUGUAGUUAGCUAAGUAGCUAGGCCAAGCUUCCAACCUAUCCUCCAUACUGCUAAGUUAUAUCUAGCGUGGGUGGCUUUUUGUUCAUGAAAAAGGAAAAGUACAUGCACUGUUUUAAUUUACAGCGUCACCAAAUUUUAAUUCAAAUUAAAGUUACUACACUGAACAGAUAGCCAUAAGCAGCCGUACCAUGAAUAUCAUUUUAAAACCAAAAAAAAAAUUGAAAAUGGGAAUUUUAAAAUUCAAUAUUAUUAUUGAAUUGAGUUCUCAAAUAAUACAUAUUACUACUAUUGUAUUUUUGAGGUGAGUGUUUCAUGUUUAAUAUUGAACACUUUGGGGCUUCAUAAAAAUAUGUCUCCUAUUAUUUCUGACCGCUGGGUCAAAUGUAAUUAUAAACAGGGGCAAACAUGUUGAAUUUAGACUGUAAUGUGAAAAGUCUGUGAGAGCUCAACCAAGUGUUGACAGAUUCUUGGUGGACAAUUCAGAAUGCUCAUACUGUCAAACAUGUAAGAAAUUAGAUAUAAAACCUUUUUAGGGUAAACUUAAAAAAAACUCAAACUCAAAAAAGUGACAAGUAUGAAGAUGAAGAAGAAAAACUAAAAGGACUAUAAACCAUAAAAGCAACACCUGGUAUUGCUGUGUAUGAAACUGUUGCAGAAGAAGAGAACUGUCAAUUUGUGAAAGCUCGUGUUUCCCUUUAUAUGUAUGAAAGUGAGAGAAUAAGAGUUUUACACUGAAAAUAUACUGUAUUGUCCAGUGGCAAAAUGUCCACCUUGCACUCCUCCUACUUUCCUCAGCUAAUGUUCACAGCCUCAAAGAGAAGAGAAAUGGCUUUAAACCAAAUGGAGCAACUCCAUCUGAAGUGACAAGUACCUCUUUUAAAGGAUCCAGCUUUACUCUCCCAUCUGCUCAGUGUAGUAAAACUGCACGUCUGAAUUAAGGAGAAACUCCAGAAUCCAUUCACUGGUUCGACAUUUGUUUCUGUCAUCUUUGGGCUGAUUAGUUUGGCUUUGCAGUGUUGUUCACAAAGACUGUUCAGUAUCCUUAUUUUACAGACAAAUCUGUCUCGGAAACACAAAAAUAAACUGUCACAGUGCUUGACCUUGUGGAAACAUGGCAACUGUCAACAUACAUUCUCAGGGAUUUCUCUAAAGAAAAAGCAGACAAAAAAGAAAAAAAACAAAAGCA